AUGAGCCAGCUCGGUGACGAGAACAGUGGACCGUGCGACUCCUCUGCCGACGCCGCCCAUACGCUGCUCACCUCGAUUGUCGAGACGGCCUCGGGUCCACAGCACAGCGAGGCGGAUUUCUCUGGCGGGUGGAUCGGGUGCAGACGUGAGGCCGAUGUCCAGAGUGUUGUCUCGUCGCAGGUCUCGGUGGUGCGGGAGAGCUCUACGAGGGACCACGUCUCUGUCCUGUCGGAGGUCGCUGUGGUCUCGACGCAGCUGGUGUUCACUGGCGCACUGACACUUGACGGCGGAAAGACCACGUGCGAGGUAAUUGAACCCGUGGGGCUUGCCUUGGUGGAAUUAAGACUCCCCGAAGCAGCAGAAGUAGAGUUGACUGUUGGGAACGGGCCCAAGCUGCUCGUUGCUGAGACUGAGCGCGUGGCGGACGCGCUGCCUGGCACGGACGUAGUGGAGGAGAAAGUUGUGGUAUUUAUGGCUGGCGAGGUCCGGCUUGUGGCGGGAACUCUGAAGGAGCCUGUCGGUGGGAAUGGUCCCAACGUAUCUGUGGAGUUACUGGGAACGUGCUUCUUGUUCCUGGUGGUCCUAAAUUUGUGGUUGCGGUGGAGUUGGCAAGAGGAUAAAUUAGUGAUGGGUUCAGGCUCCGGUAACGCAGAUGGCGAGAGACUGGCGCUGGCAGAAACUGUGACGAUCACCGGCGACCCGAUAGUCACCAUUUCUGUAGUUCCAGACACAGAGGUCCCGGCGACAGCGUUUUGGGCGGAUUGGCUGCGCUCCCGUGGAAACGGAGCUGAAGAAGAGCCACCGCUAUCAGAAGCACUGCUAGACGAGAAGUUACCAGAGAUUGAGGUUGUUGACUCGGUAGAAGGGGCGGAUGUUGCAUUCACGACACUGAUGGAUAACGAGGUCGUGCUCAUGUGCAAUGUAGGGGAAUGUGUCAAUAGGGAGGCUUUUCUCGUUGUGGAUGGGACUGCUGAAGAGUUGGUCAAGAUGAAAGUGGUCGAGAUCAACGUUGUGGUGUUCAACGAUGUUGUCGUGCUGACACUUGUUUCUGUGCUGACAGAUACUGAUACGAUCACUGAGGUUCCACUUGAGGCCGACGUCAUGUUUGCUGCCGUAGAGUGCUCUGAUGUUGUGCUGUGGGGUGCUAUGGUGGAUGAAUUCCUGCUGGAAGAUAUGAUGAUCGUGCUGGUUGUACUGGUUGUGCUGUGGCCCUCAGAGCUGGAAGAUGAUGAUAGCACGGAAGUAGAGGUGAAACUCUUGCUUCUUCCACUGGACGAGUCCGUUAUUGGCAACGAGAUCGACAUCGUGGCAGUUGAGUCGGAGGACAUCGUAGUUGUAAAUGAAAAGUGUCCCUUCGCAGUAACAUUUGAUGGUAAAACGGAAGAGCAGGCCGAGAAGGAAGGCAUGUGCCGUGAUAAAAGAGAUGGCGGCGGUGUGCCCCAAACAAGAGCAACCUUUGGGUUCUCAGAACGUCCAAGCCGGAAAUAUGCGACGCUCGUGUUAAUCCCGUCCUCCAAGAACGGCAACUGA
Messenger RNA from Cryphonectria parasitica EP155, 1530 nucleotides. RefSeq lists its product as uncharacterized. NCBI's taxonomy places the organism in Eukaryota, Fungi, Ascomycota, Sordariomycetes, Diaporthales, Cryphonectriaceae. The coding region runs from base 1 to 1530 and encodes 509 amino acids. The record is from RefSeq and is a predicted model, not a curated record. The transcript has 14 exons.